Molecule: messenger RNA, 3432 nt
Organism: Antechinus flavipes (yellow-footed antechinus)
Lineage: Eukaryota; Metazoa; Chordata; Mammalia; Dasyuromorphia; Dasyuridae
Gene: NXPE3
Product: neurexophilin and PC-esterase domain family member 3
Exons: 8
Coding region: 1692-3371 (559 amino acids)
Source: RefSeq, a predicted model, not a curated record
AGGGGAGACGUAUUGGGGUCACAGCAGCUGAGAUACCGGGAAGUAGAAGGAGGCUGGAGUCUGGGAAGGCUGUGGUUUGACCCUGGCAGCGACCCUGCUUGGUUUGAGGCACCUGAGCUUCUCAGCAAUUAUGUGAGGGGCUGCAGGAGGGAUGGGAUCUAGGGAACCCGCUACGGCAGCGGCGUCGGCAGCGGCUGCUCCAGGUGGAUGCCUCAGCUGCUGUCUCACCCUGGAACUUCCCUUAGAACCUGGGGCCUCCUCACCUUGGAACAUCCGUCCUUCCCCUGAGACCUUCUCCACUUUGAAUAACUCUCUGCCAUGCUGGACAUCUUCUCCCAUCGGUUCAGUUAUAGUAGUCCAUUUAUAGUGCCUGUGGAAGUAUAAUUAUGGAUGGAUUUACUGAAUGAAUUGUCCAAACAAAUCAAAUAAGGUCAAGUCAACAAACAUUUAUUAAACACCUGCUGUGUGCUACAUACUAUGGAAAUCUUAUAUAGUUAUCAUAUGGGAGACAAUUUUUUUGGAGAAGAGACUUUAAGACUGAAUUUUGCUUUACCUAAUCAUGGCCUUUUUAUUGACAACACUAAAAAAAUCAGAGAAGUUUAUAUUUGCAUCAAAUUUUAGUCAUUGAUGUGAAUAGAAUUAUUUUUUUAAAUACAGUAAAGAUGUAGUUUAUUGGAGAACUUUUUUUUUUUGCUUAAGCCUAUCUUUUCCCUUAUCAUACUUUAAUAAAAGACUCCUCAAUAGAGUAUUACUAUCAUUUUAUAGAGGGGAGGGAAAGAAGAAACAUUUAUUAAGUGCCUAUUAUGAGCCAUGAUCUAUGCUAACUUCUUUGCAAAUAUUAUCUCAUUUGAUCCUUAUGAGAACCCUUUGAGGUAAGUGAUAUUAUUAUUCCCAUUUUGUAGUUGAGGAAACUGAGUUAAACAAAAGUUAUACAACUACUAGUAAGUGUUUGAAGCCGUAUUUGCACUUAAGUCUUCCUAACCCAGGCCCAGCACUCAUUAUCCAUUGUGCUAACUAGCUGCCGGCACAGAAACUAUCAGAUGACUGUAAAAUUGCUAAGGCUUCAUGGUUAUUUUAUUGAGACUUGAGAUAAAUAGAUCCAUAUUCAGACUGUCCUUUAACAUCUUACUUCAGCUUUUAUGACUCAUCACUCUGAAGUGAAAUUGAUUGUUUGCUUGUUCAUAAUAUAAAUCUUUAACAUAAAUAUUUAUUUGACUUUUCGUUUUGCCUUUGCGCUGUGAAUUAUUUCUUUUAAAUUGUCCCUUCACGAUUUGUUAGCUUUGUAAUCAUAGGAAAGUCAUAACUUCUCUGCACCUCCUUUUGGUUUUUUUGACUAUCUAGAAUUAGUGCCUCUAUUUCCUAUCCAUCUAUGCUAUCUUCCUCAUAGAGUUGUAAAGAUUAGAUGAGAUAAUAUAUGGGAAAGCAUUAAGCAUAUGUAAAAUAUUAUUAUUAUCUCAAAUUUAAUCUUCUGCUCAUGAUAUUUCUUUCUUAUUUCUCCUCUAGGAGCCCUUUGAAUGAGAUUUGAUAUUUAAAUUUACUAUAUUUCAACUUAAAUAUAAAGAACUCUAAAAUGUGCUAACAGAGUAACAACAAUACCUGGAAGUUUGUAAUUCUGAGAAACAAUGACAUUGACUUGUGUGGAGUAAAGGCAGUAUGGUGUCCUCCAUGACUUAUGGAGACACAAGUAGACAAUGUGGACGAAUUUCUGCAAACCAUGGUUUUUCUGCUGUCUUCUAGCAGCACUGACCAUUGUGCUACUGGUCCUCAAUGUAAAUCAGUUAGAGCAUUUGGAUCAUGAAAGUGUUUUAGCUACUGUCAUUGAUAGCAGUGGACAGGAUACUUCCCUUCAAGCCUCCGGAAUUAGCAGAAAGUCCUACUGUGGAUAUGAACAUCAAACCUUGUCCAAGAGGGAACGUUUGGAAGAGAACUCUUUAUUGGCGUCUUUUCAGAGUCAUGAGCCACAUAUGGAUUUAGUCCCAUUUGUGAAGAGCACUGACCCUUCCUCUAGCUAUUUUGUGAUAUUGAAUUCUGGAACAUUCUUCAAGGUGGGGAGUCAACUUGAGGUUCUGGUUCAAGUACAAGAUUUCCAAGGGAGGCCCAAAAAGUAUGGUGGAGAUUACUUACAGGCCCGAAUCCACUCCCCCAAACUGCAAGCUGGUGCGGUGGGUAGAGUUGUAGACUACCAAAAUGGAUUCUACAAAGUUUUUUUUACCUUGCUUUGGCCAGGCAAGGUGACUGUGUCUGUAGUUCUGGUUCACCCAAGUGAAGCAAUCCAAGUCCUUCAGCAUCUCCAGGAGGUGAGACCAGAUAGGGUCUAUUUUAAAAGUCUCUUCCGAUCAGGGAGAAUUUCAGAGACUACCAUAUGCAAUGUAUGUCUCCCAGGAAACCUUCCUGUAUGUAACUUCACAGAUCUCUAUACUGGGGAGCCCUGGUUUUGCUUCCAACCAAAAAAGCUCCCUUGUAGCAGCAGAAUCAACCAUUACAAAGGAGGGUACCUCAAGGGUCUUCUAACUGCCACAGAAAGUGCUUUCUUCCAAAGUGAUGUCAAUAUCAAAAUACCAAUUCGUUCCAGUGGACCUGAUUGGGUGACUGUGAUUCCCCUAGGAGUAAAAGAAGCAAAUGACCCUGAACCCUCUCAAAGCAUGGAAAACUUCCCUUCUGGUUAUUAUUACAAAAACCAGUGGAGGCCUAGAAAAUUCAAGAUGCACCAGUUUAAUGAGCCUGACAACAUUACAGAAUGCUUACAAGGAAAAAUGAUCUAUUUAUUUGGUGACUCUACCAUAAGACAGUGGUUUGACUAUCUGAUCACAUUUGUUCCAGAUUUGGUGGAGUUUAACCUGGGCAGUCCUAAAAAUGUGGGCCCCUACCUCGCAGUGGAUUUGAAACACAACAUUUUGCUACAGUACCGUUGUCAUGGACCUCCCAUCCGAUUCACUACUGUCUUAAGCAACGAGCUACAUUAUGUGGCCAAUGAACUGAACAGGAUUGUGGGAGGAAGAAGCACUGUGGUGGCCAUAGCCAUAUGGUCUCACUUCAGCACCUUCCCCUUAGAAGUUUAUAUUAGACGACUAAGGAACAUUCGCCGUGCAGUUGUACGCCUCCUAGACAGGAGUCCAAAGACUGUGGUAGUUAUCCGAACAGCCAAUGUCCAGGAACUGGGGCCAGAGGUUAGCCUUUUCAACAGUGACUGGUUCUCCUUUCAGCUUGACACCAUUCUAAGGAAGAUGUUCUCUGGGGUAGGCGUGUAUUUAGUGGAUGCCUGGGAGAUGACACUUGCCCACUACCUGCCACACAAGCUGCAUCCAGAUGUAGUAAUUGUCAAGAACCAGAUUGACAUGUUUUUGUCUUUUGUGUGUCCAGCAAAGACUUAGCUUUGCCCUUUUGGGAGUCCUUCUAAGGGGGGGUUGUUAACAUUAAAUUAUGUGAAAAAUA